This is a messenger RNA of Struthio camelus australis, 600 nucleotides long. RefSeq names its product lysozyme g. Gene Ontology annotation, cellular component: extracellular region. Gene Ontology annotation, biological process: peptidoglycan catabolic process; defense response to Gram-positive bacterium. Gene Ontology annotation, molecular function: lysozyme activity. Lineage: Eukaryota; Metazoa; Chordata; Aves; Struthioniformes; Struthionidae. The record is from RefSeq and is a predicted model, not a curated record.
AUGGGCCAUGCACUACUCCUGCUCAGCCUCACUGCCCUUAUCGCUCCAUCUGUGGGUUACAGUUGCUAUGGCGAUAUAAGUACUCUUCAAGCCCCUGCGAUUUCCUGUACAGCCGUAAGAGCCCCUGACUGCGGAAUGGAUGCAGCAAGGAAGACUGUUGAGACGGACAUCGUACGUCUGAGGAAAUAUGAGAUUCCUAUUAAGAGAGUAGCCAGAAAGCUGUGCUUAGACCCGGCGCUCAUCGCUGCUAUCAUCUCACAGGAGAGCCGUGUUGGCCUUCUCUUAAACAAUGGCUGGGACCAGGGAAGACGCAAGUUUGGCUUGAUGCAGAUUGAUGGACAGCAUGAUAGCCUCUUUGGAACCUGGGAUAGUGAAGAACACAUAAAUCAGUGUUCAGCCAUCCUCGUUGCUGCAAUUAAUGAAGUUCGGGCAAGACAUCCUAGCUGGACCUGGGAACAGCAGCUGAGAGGGGGAAUCUGUGCCUAUCGCUCAAGGAUUGGCAAUUUCCAGGUGUAUGAUGAAGACCCAUGCAGUAGAGACAACUACUAUGUCAAUAACAUUAUUAGGCGAGCCCAGUACUUUAAGAGGCAUGGGUUCUAG